CACCAGGCUAGGAAAUACAGGUGGCCGUUUGGCCCAAAUGAUGCAAGAAAUCCAAACUUCAAUCACCGCCGGUAAACCAGGGGAAAUUUUGAUGACCGAAGUAGAGAAGACCAAUAAAAGCUAAUUACCCUGUACGUUUCAACGCCAACUGCACUCACUUUCUCUCUCUAAAUCCUGGUCCAAAUUACAAGGGAAGCAUCCCUGCCCAUUACUAGAUUUCUAUCUAGCUAGCAAGCAAGCAAGCUAUUAGCUCGUCCCUCUUCCUAAAAGGCAGGUAUGAGGUACUACAUUAAUCAAUUUCUCUCAAUCUUUUCAUUCAACAUAUUCAUACUUCCCUUUCUUUCGAAAGAGAGAAGGAAGAAAAGCACAUCCCUCUCUCUCUUUCUCUCUCUCUGUCUCCCCUGAGAGAUGGGGAGCGCUUCUUUUUCCGAAGAGAAUCAGACUAAGAAGAACAAGCAGAUAUUUGGUUGGGAAAUUUCUCGCAGGGAUGCGAGAGUGUUGAGGUUCGGCCUUUGUGUUUUCUGCGCCACGGGUGUUUUUGCCUUGUACUUUCAGAAUUCUCUAUGGCCAAACUUCACGAUGAUCGGCCUGAAGCAGCAGCAAACAACCAGAGGAGGGGAGUGUGAUAUCUUCAAUGGCCAUUGGGUAUGGGAUCCAAAAGGGCCAAUGUACACGAACUGGAGCUGCCCAACCCUACCAUCUUCAAAGAACUGCCAGGGCAGUGGCAGACCAGACCAAUAUUACUUGAACUGGAGGUGGAAACCUAAUGCAUGUGAGCUCCCUAGGUUUGAUGGCAGCACCUUCUUGAGCCUAGUUCAAGGCAAAAAGCUAGCUUUCAUCGGUGACUCGGUUGCCAGAAACCAAAUGGAGUCACUUCUUUGCCUUCUCUCUCAGGUAGAGACUCCCCAAGACAUCUACAAGGAUGCAGAAGACAGGGACAGGUACUGGUUCUUCCCCUCCCACAACUUCACCCUCAUUGUGCUUUGGAGCAAAUUCCUGGUGCAAGUUGAAGAGAUAACCAGAAAUGGACCUUAUGACAUAGAUCACACCAACAUUUAUAUCAACAAGCCAGACAUGAAUUGGGCUCGGCGAAUCCAUGACUUGGACUACAUUGUACUCUCCAAUGGACACUGGUUCUUCCGCAAAUCGUACUUCUACAAGGGCCAGAAGUGCGUCGGCUGCUUGUACUGUGGCGGCGAUGGCGGCGUCGAGGACAAGAACAUGGUGGACCUGGGGUUGGAGUAUGGGCUGGGAAGGGCCUUUAGGACUGCACUCAAGUUGAUAGAUGAGUGUAAGGAGUGCAAAGAUGGGCUGGUUACAUUCUUGAGGACAUUUAGUCCGUCCCAUUUUGAGAAUGGCGCAUGGAAUGGUGGUGGAGGGUGCAACAAGACCAUGCCCCUGGGUGAGGAGAGUGUGGACCUAGAGGGCAUGGAUUGGAGGGUAAGGAACACCCAGAUUGAAGAGUUAGAGAGAGUGAGGAAAGGGGGCAGGAAGAAAAGAAGAAUAGAGGUUUUGGAUGUGACUGAGAGCAUGUUGGUGAGGGCAGAUGGGCAUCCAGACAAGCAUUGGGGAGGAUAUGAGUAUGUCAACCGCAGUGAUUGUGUGCACUGGUGCUUGCCUGGGCCAAUUGAUGCAUGGAAUGAGAUGCUUCUGGAGGCCAUGAAGAGAUUUCUCUCUCACAUAUGGUCACCAACCGCUGAAUGUGUUGCAGGAUAUCAUGAGCAGACGAAGAAUAGGGAGAGCCUGCAACACUGCGACUUCUCCAUGGGCCAAUGGAUCCACGACCCAACGCCGCCACUCUACGACGAGACAACGUGCAAGACCAUCAGCGAGGGCCAGAACUGCGUGGGCCAUGGCCGGCCAGACACCGGCUACCUCUACUGGCAGUGGCGUCCCUCUAACUGCACCCUCCCCAGGUUCGAUCCCGCCACAUUUCUCUCCCUCACCGCCAACCAGAAGCUCCUUUUCGUCGGCGACUCCAUGGCCAGGAACCAGCUCGAGUCCCUCCUCUGCCUCCUCUCCACCCUAUCCCAGCCCGUCCUCACCGCCUUCGACCACACCCGCAAGUUCAGGACCUGGGUCUUCCCCUCCCACAACCUCACAAUCUCGGUGCUCUGGUCUCCAUUUCUGGUCAAAGGCGUAGAGAAGGACAACGACUACAACUACAACAGGCUCUUCUUGGACGUCGUGGACGCCAGAUGGGCGGAGGAGUUGAAGACUGCAGACAUGGUUCUCUUCUCUAUGGGACACUGGUUUCUGCAUCCUGCCGUGUACUUUGAGGGGGAUGAAGCAGUGGGCUGCCAUUAUUGCCCUGGACUGAACCAUACUGAGAUCGGGUUCUUUGGGGUCUUGAGGAAGGUCUUGAGAACAAGCCUUGGUGCCAUUGUGGAGAAUGGAAGGGAGAUGAAGGUGGUAGUGACUACUUUUUCGCCUGCCCAUUUUGAUGGGGAGUGGGAUAAGGCAGGGGCAUGUGACAGGAAGGUGCCCUACAAGGAAGGGGAGAAGGAGUUGCAGUGGAUGGACAAGGAGAUGAGGAAGGUUGAGGUUGAAGAGGUUGAGAGUUUCAAGAGGAAAGGUGCAAAUUUUGAGGUAUUAGAUGUGACCAAUCUCGCCAUGAUGAGGCCUGAUGCACACCCUGGGCCUUACAUGCAUGCCUCCCCCUUCAAUGGCGGGUUCAAGGAUAGGGUGCAGAAUGACUGUGUGCAUUGGUGCCUGCCCGGCGCCAUUGACACUUGGAAUGAGAUUCUUUUGCAGAUGAUGAGGAGGUGGAGACAUGAAGAGAGAAGGAGGUGAUGAUUUGGGGUUUUGAGUUUUGGGGUUUGUGUUGAUUUUUGUUGUAUAAGACCCGGCAUUGAUUCUUUGCUAGCUCUGUUGUUAUUUUGCAUUUCAAUAGUGUGGUUUAGUGGUCAAUUGUCCUCACCAAUAACUUGAUUAUU
This is a messenger RNA of Nymphaea colorata (pocket water lily), 2936 nucleotides long. Its product is annotated as xyloglucan O-acetyltransferase 2-like. Gene Ontology annotation, molecular function: O-acetyltransferase activity. The record is from RefSeq and is a predicted model, not a curated record. The transcript has 4 exons. NCBI's taxonomy places the organism in Eukaryota, Viridiplantae, Streptophyta, Magnoliopsida, Nymphaeales, Nymphaeaceae. The coding region runs from base 409 to 2793 and encodes 794 amino acids. Gene Ontology annotation, cellular component: Golgi apparatus.